GUCUCCGUCCAACUUGCUUUAGUUACUUGAGUAGAUAAUCAAAGCCGGUAUGACUAUCAAGAUAGGGAAAUCAAUGUGUUAGAGAGAGAAGUACCUUUCCAAUGAGUAAGAGUGAGAAAGAUGCUGACGUCACAGCGAUGGAAUCUACCAUAGUUAUUUUCCACUAGAUGGCGCCACCAAUCCGCCAUUCUUAUUCCAAUUCGCCAUUUUUAUUCCAUUUCAGUAUUUUUAUUUAAAUUCGCCAUUUUUGAUCCAAUUUUCCUUGACAUUACGUUGAAGAAAUCUACCAUACCUAUUAGCCGCUAGAUGACGCCAUUUUUAGUCCAUUUUUAUUUAAAUUCACCAUUUUUAUUCCAAUUCGCUAUUUUUAUUCCAAUUUGUCUUGACACAGAUAUUACGUUGAAGGAAUCUACCAUAAUUCGUUCUAAAUAUGAUCUCAAAUAAAAUCCCACACAUAAAACAAAUUGAAUUCAUCGAUAUGAAAAAGAACUUCGACUGAGUUGACAAAGACAAAAAAAAUCUAGAAGGAAGAUAUUUAAUAGAAAAAGAUUGCAAAUUUUCAAAGCAAAAGUCUUUUAGACUAAUUCGAUUGUGAAAAUUAUAUAUACACAAGUAAAAAAUCGAACUCCUAUUGGUUCAAUAAAAAAAUGAAAUACAACAGCAUGUAAAAAGGCUUUAGUAUUUUCAGUCCUAUUGGUUCACGUGAUUAUUUAACAGAAUAAAAUGACAUAGAAAAAUGAAAUUUCCCUUCCUCGUAGAUACGCCACUGCUAAUAUGGAAAGAUAUAUUAUAUUAGAAACUUUAUUUAAUUUUAUUUAAUAGCUAAAUGAUAUAUGGAAAAAUAUUAUAAACUUUGCUUAAUAGCAAAGCAAUUAGAAGGUAAUUUAAAAAAUACGUCACAAAUUGAUGGAGAAAAUACAGUAAUUAAAGACCCAUCAAUAUAAUUACUGGACUUUGAUAUAAAAACGAGAAAAGCAGGGAAAAAUAUUGUAUUCGAGUUUUCGAGGCAGUUAAGUACAUUUGUCAUAUUGCAGUCAACAUAGCAGUAAGGUGAGUACUAUUUUUACUUUAUUCUGAUUUUUAAUUUAUAUUCUUACCGUGUUAUAUGCCAUUCUUCAAUAAAAUUAAACUAAAAUACUUUUGUGACUGUCUCUUAGAUAUAUAUUUUUUCGGUUUUAUUUUUCUAGUAUUUCUCAAUAUUUUUUGCUUCUUAUAUAUGAGAGUUUGCUUCUUUGUUCCUGAAGCCGAACUGAUUUUCACGUAUCCGUCUAUCAAUUGCCCAUAUGUGAUAGUUAUAUUGCUCUUUGUACAUUGUUGUCUCUUUUUAAUAAAUACAGUGCUUCUCCAUUCGUCUGGCUUUGUCCAACUUCCAUAAUUCUACUAAAUAAACCUGUUAGCCAACUUGUUUCUGUCUUUCUCAGAAAUAUCAUCUGACAUUCUUUGAUCCACUUCAAAGAGAGUGAAAUUUUGUAUAGCAAAAAUAAAUGAUGUGUCUUUUGGUUUCUGUUUUAUCUAGUGCUUCGUAGCGUUGCAGCAGGUUAGAAUCCCAAAUUUUUAGUAAUUUCGAUUUUAUUCAUACAUAUUAGAUCUAUGUUUGCUUAUUUGUAACUUGUGUAUAUAUAAUUUUCUUAAUCGAAUUACUCUAAAAGACUUUUGCUUUAAAAUUUUGCAACUUUUUUCUAUUCCUCCUCCUCCUCAGUCGUUUCCUCAUUGCUGAGUGUCGUGAUUCCCUAUAAUACGAGCGCAACUAUCUCUUUCCAUCUGCUUCUGUCCUGAGCUUCCCUCAUAUAGAUUCAGAGAAUGUUUUUCCACAGGCUUUCUGUAUUUGAUCCGUCCAUCGAGUAAGUGAGCAACCUCUACUUCCGCGCCCUUCAACAUUUCCCGAAAUUUUUUUCUAUUAGAGACCUUUAUUUUAGAUAUAUUUUAUAUAAAUCUCACACAAGAAAUGCAUUUUUUCUCGAUUUUUUCAUUUUAUUUUCGAAGAGAGUGAAUUUUAGUAUAGCAAGUUGUUAUUGUUUUAGGUGGAUUUAGCAAAAAAUAAGCAAGGUUUCAUCCAUUGUAGUGGAAACGAACAUCCAACAGUCAAAUUCAAAAUCGUUGAAACUUAGAAUAAAAAAAGAAGGUGGAUUUAGCAAAAAAUAAGCAAGGUUUCAUCCAUUGCAGUGGAAACGAACAUACAACAGUCAAAUUCGAAAUCGUUGAAACUUAGAAUAAAAAAAGAGGGUGGAUUUAGCAAGAAAUAAGCAAGGUUUCAUCCAUUGCAGUGGAAACGAACAUCCAGCAGCCAAAUUCAAAAUCGUUGAAACUUAGAAUAAAAAAGAGGGUGGAUUUAGCAAGAAAUAAGCAAGGUUUCAUCCAUUGCAGUGGAAACGAACAUCCAGCAGCCAAAUUCAAAAUCGUUCAAACUUAGAAUAAAAAAAGAGGGUGGAUUUAGCAACAAAUAAGCAAGGUUUCAUCCAUUGCAGUGGAAACGAACAUCCAGCAGCCAAAUUCAAAAUCGUUGAAACUUAAAAUAAAAAAGAGGGUAAGUGAUUUUGUUUUUUUUUUUUUAUAAGCCAUACAUAUAUUAAAAUGAUUAAGGAAAUAGUUAAGCAGUCGGAUAAUCUAUUAUUAACUAUUAAAAGACUACGCAAAAUAAUUUUUGAUAAAUUUACUUCAAUUGAUGCUAAAGUGUGGUUAAAGCGAUUAAAUGCACACAUUUACAAAUGUAAUAAUUUAAUUAAAGCUAAAAGAUUACCUGUAGGAACUGCUAGAAAAUUACAGUCAAACGUAGGACAUUUUAAACAUUUUCGAAGAAUAAUUUUAAAUUUUAAUAGACAUGUUGGUCUAGGACUUAAUUCAAAAUUACGUAAUAGAGUAAAAUGGGAAAAUGUCGCUUCAAGUUUUGCAAGCCGGAUUAAGACAGGGGUUAUAAUAAAUUUAUAUCAUAAGGAUGUAGGACCGUUUUUGGAUGAUGCUUUUGCGGUAUUUAGACAAAAAGUUAAAACUCUUUUGAAAUAUAAUAGAGUACUUAAAGUCAACACUACUUUGUGGGGAGAAUUUAUUAAAAAGACAGGUGACAGUGAGAGUUUAGAUUUGAUGCAUUUUAGCACUAAAAAUGUCAUUAUAGAUAGUUAUUCAACCGAUUUACACAUUUGGUUUAGCGAAAAUGUCAAAGAUAAAAUUUUUAAAAAAAUGUCUGAGUUUGCAGAAAAAGAUUCAGGUGCCGCUCUCUCUAAAGUAAUCUCAUUAGAAGUUAACAUCAAUAAAGUCGAAAUUGGGAACGGAUCAUCGUACAUUAAACUUCCUGAGCAAAUUCAAAAGCGUCGAGCAUGUAUAAAUAUCAAAAAUUAUGAUCAAAAUUGUUUUUAUUGGGCGAUUAUUAGCUCUCUUUAUCCUGCUAAAAUAAAUACAGAACGUACGUCGGCAUAUCCAUAUUACAGUACUGCGUUGAAAACGGAGGACUUGGAAGCUCCAAUGCCUUUAAGUCAUAUUACAAAAUUUGAAAAAAUAAAUACUAUAUCAGUGAAUGUUUAUGCUUUGGAAUUAAAUCAAAUUAAGGAAAAACAAUUUUACGAAGUAGUACCUGCUAGACUUACACAAAACAAGCUUGAUAGACAUGUAAAUUUGCUUCUAAUUCAGGAUAAAUAUUUUCCAAAGUUAAAUGAUUACGACGCUCCUCCUAGUGACGAUGAAAAUAUUGAAAUAAAAUAUCAUUAUUGCUGGAUUAAAGAUAUGUCUAGGUUGGUAAGUUCUCAGUUAAGCAAGAACGAACAUAAAAAAUAUAUUUGUGAUCGCUGCAUGAAUUAUUUUUCCAGCGGGAAUAAACUUGCGGAGCACGAAGAGUUCUGCAGAGACAUAAACAAAUGUAAAAUGACUGUUCCCAAAUACGAUCAUGUUGCUUUUAGAAAUUUCACAUACAAACAAACCACUCCCUUUAUUAUAUAUGCUGAUUUUGAAUGUCAGUUACAUAAUUUUACAGAUUCUAAUGUAAAACUGAGCAGAACAGCAAAAUACCAAAAGCAUGUACCUUAUAGUGCAGGCUAUUACUUUAACUGUGCUUACGAUGACAGCUUAUCAUAUUUUCGAAGCUACAGAGGUGAAAAUUGCAUGGAGUGGUUUGCAAAAGAAAUGGCUGAAAUAUCCAAAUUUGUCAAUUCUAAAAUAAAAUCAAUUGUACCUAUGGUUACAAAGCCUAGUACAAGUGAGGCAACUGCCUGUCAUAUUUGUGAGAAACGCUUUUUAGCUACAGAUAUAAUUGUGGUAGAUCAUGAUCAUUUUACCGGAGAGAUAAGAGGAUUUGCACACCAAGCAUGCAAUUUAAACUUCAGAAAGGUGUUUGUUGUGCCAGUAGCCUUUCAUAAUUUUAGUGGAUAUGACUCACAUUUCAUGAUUAUCGAUUUAUGCAAACAUGGGCACCUGAGCUUACUUCCUAUUAAUAAAGAAAAAUAUAUUUCUUUUACUCUACAUUCAGAUGAGCAUAAAAUUAGACUAAGAUUUAUCGAUACUAUGAGAUUUAUGGGAACUUCACUCGAUGAAUUAGCAUCACUUUUAGAUACUUCAGAGAAGAAGAUUUUAAAACAAGAAUUUUACAGUUUAGAUGAUAAUGCAUUUAACUUAUUAACUUGCAAAGGAGUAUUUUGCUAUGAUUAUGUUGAUAGUUUGGAAAAAUUAGAGGAAACUUCUUUACCUACAAUUAGUCAUUUUUAUAAUAAAUUAUGUGAUGAACAUAUUAGCGAACAGAAGUAUGCUCAUGCGCAGAAAGUUUGGUCUACAUUUGAAUGUAAAAAUUUGGGACAGUAUAGCGAUUUGUACUUAAAAACAGAUAUUUUGCUUCUGGCUGAUGUAUUUGAACAAUUUAGACAAAAAUGUAGGGAUACGUACCAUUUAGAUCCUGCGUGGUAUUAUACCAUACCAGGUUAUACAUGGGACUGUAUGCUUAGGUAUACAAAAUGUAGAUUAGAGUUAUUAAAAGAUGUGGAUAUGAUUUUGUUUAUUGAAAAAGGCAUAAGAGGCGGAAUAUCUGUGUGUAGUAACCGAUUUUCGGAAGCUAACAAUAAGUACAUGUCGACAUAUGACCCCACACAGCCCUCUAAGUACAUCAUGUAUUUAGAUGUAAAUAAUCUAUAUGGUUGGGCUAUGAGUGAAUAUUUACCUUUUGGAGGAUUUAAGUGGAUUGAAGAUGUAACCAAAUUUGGUGUUGCAUCUAAAUCCACUAAACUUCCCAAGGGUCAUAUUGAUAUUAUGUCAAUUCCGAAUGCUGCGAAGGAGGGCUAUUUCUUUCAAGUUGACUUAGAGUAUCCACGUGAAUUACACGACAAACAUAAAGAUUUUCCAUUUGCUGCCGAACACCGCAUUCCUCCCGGUUCAAAACUACCAAAAUUAUUGCCAACUCUUUUUAAUAAGUCAAAAUAUAUUAUUCAUUAUAGAAAUUUAAAGCAGGCUUUAUCCAACGGAUUAAUUUUAACUAAAAUACAUAAAGUUUUGAAAUUUAAUCAAUCUGCAUGGCUGCGACCCUAUAUUGAGUUAAAUACUAACUUACGGGCUGCAUCUAAGAGCAGUUUUGAGAAAAAUCUCUAUAAAAUGAUGAAUAAUGCUGUGUUCGGUAAGACCAUGGAGAAUAUAAGGAGGCAUAGAACUGUAAAAAUAUGUAAAAAUUGGAAUGGAAGGUAUGGAGCCAAAAACUUGAUUGCAAGUAUUCGGUUUCACAGUCGUACUAUCUUUAGUGAAAACCUAGUGGCCAUCGAACUAACCAAAUCAGUGGUGUGCUUUAAUAAACCUUUGUAUAUAGGUGCAGCAAUCCUAGACAUAUCAAAAUUAUGUAUGUAUGAUUUUCAUUACUCCUUCAUGCUUCCAACGAUGGGAGAAGAAAAUUGUAUGUUAUUGUACAUGGAUACAGAUAGCUUUAUAUAUGAAUUACAGUGUUUAGAUGCAUAUAAGGAGGUUUUAAAGGCACACAACUGUAAAUUCGAUACAUCUGACUAUUCGGAAAAUAACCCGUACAUGAUAGAACGGUUAAAUAAAAAAAUCCCCGGUCUAAUGAAGGAUGAAGCUAAUGGAAAAAUUAUUACACAUUUUAUUGGUCUAAGAUCAAAAAUGUAUACAUUUAAAUUACAAACAACUGAUGAAGAGAGAGAAAAUGAGAGAGAACGUUUAAAACUGAAACUAAACAAGGAACAAAUUGAUUGUGGUAUUCAAAAUUUAGGUAUAACCAAAAAAGCAAAAGGUGUAAAAUAUAAUGUAGUCAAAAAUAUAAUCACAUUUGAAGAUUUUGAAAAUUGUUUAAAAGAAUACAAAAUUAAAAGCACAAACCAAAGGUGUAUUCGGUCAUAUCAACAUUCAGUAUUCAGCAUAGAGCAAACAAAAACGGCCCUAAGUCCUUAUGAUGAUAAACGAUAUUUAAUACCAGAAUCCUUUAAGACGCUUCCCUGGGGGCAUUGUGAUAUACCUUAAUUUUUUAGCAAAAAUAUAAUCGCUUUAAGACGCUGAGGGCAUUUACUUGGAUAUUAAAAAUAUGUAUGGCUGGUGAAAAGACACAAUCACUUUUCCUCAGUAAUAUUUAAUAAAAUGACUAUUGUACAAUAUUAUUUUUUCAUUAUCCUUUUGUAAAUAUAUUACGAAAAUAAAACACAAGUGUUUAAAUACAUAA
Messenger RNA from Diabrotica virgifera virgifera (western corn rootworm), 6628 nucleotides. RefSeq lists its product as uncharacterized. The record is from RefSeq and is a predicted model, not a curated record. The coding region runs from base 2572 to 6432 and encodes 1286 amino acids. The transcript is spliced from 5 exons. NCBI's taxonomy places the organism in Eukaryota, Metazoa, Arthropoda, Insecta, Coleoptera, Chrysomelidae.